Molecule: messenger RNA, 1406 nt
Organism: Thrips palmi
Lineage: Eukaryota; Metazoa; Arthropoda; Insecta; Thysanoptera; Thripidae
Product: LDL receptor repeat-containing protein egg-1-like
Exons: 3
Coding region: 45-566 (173 amino acids)
Molecular function (GO): protein binding
Source: RefSeq, a predicted model, not a curated record
CGUGCGCGCUGCGCGCCACCUCAGUCCGAGUCGCAGCCGCCACCAUGCUGCUCCUGCCCGCCUUGGCCGCCGCCCUCUCCGUCGUGAUGCUCGCCGUCGGUUCGGUCAACGCCGCCGGCUGCGACCCCGAGGUGGGCUUCUCCUGCGGCGAGGGCCGCUGCAUCGACAAGAAGUACGUGUGCGACGGCAACAUCAACUGCAACAGUGGCGCGGACGAGAGGAACUGCACCGCGUGCGCCGCCACGGCCGUGUUCUGCGGCGGCCGCUGCGCCCACAAGUGCGACGGCAUCGCGCGCUGCGAGGAUGGCGCCGACGAGGUGGGCUGCCCCACGCGGCCCGUGUUCGCCUGCGACUCGCGCACCGUGCUCGCCUCCAAGCAGUGCGACGGCAUCAUGAACUGCGACAACGGCGAGGACGAGGAGGGCUGCAGCUUCCCGGAGGACUGCCGCGGCGGCGCCGUGUACUGCGACAACCGCUGCUGGCCCGCCUCCAUCCGCUGCGACCGCGUCGUCUGGUGCUCGGACGGCGCCGACGAGAAGGGCUGCCCCUGGUGGCCGAGCGCGUAGCGGCACCGCCCGCCGGACCGUGGAGCGACGGUUCGAAUCCCGCUGGACCCUGAGAUAAAUUUGUUUUGUCUGGACAAUGGUGGAGAGUGUGAGUAAGUGAGUGAGGGAGCGGCUGUUUGGCGCUGUUCCGUGUCGCCGUGGCGCUCCUCGUCAAGUGCAGUGCUGCAGACGCCCCCCUGGAGUGCGGCUCGCCGCGCCAUCGGCCAUCCCACGGGGCGCGCAGCACACCGCACAGCACGCCGCACAGCGCUGCACCGCCGCGUCUUUCGACAACGCUCUACAGCUGUAAAACGACACCGUAAAUUGUGCGCGCCUGCCGGCAGAGGGGCAGUCAGUGUGGGCGGGGCGGGGCGGGGUGGGGCGGAACGGGGCAGUAAUGAAAACGGAUGCCCGGCGUCCGUAAUGGAGACAAUCCCCCUUGCGGCCGUAUCCCCGCCGGUUGCCGUUGCCUCCGUUCCGUUGCCGGCCGGACCCCGGCCAGGCUAGGCCCGCUCCAUCCUCCAGUGCUCCAGCGGGCCGGACGCUAGAGCCUCCUGCCCCGAGCCUGUCCCGGAGCCCGUCCUGGAGCCUGCUCUGGAGCCUGCCCUGGAGCCUGCCCUGGAGCCUGCCCUGGAGCCUGCCCUGGAGCCUGCCCUGGCCGUGGAGACUGCAAACUCUGCACUCCCACGAGCGAAGACUGUAAAUUCAGCACCUCCGCAUUUUAAGAGUGGAGUGGUUUCACAGUGUGGAGCCCGUCCCGGAGUGACCACUGUACGUCCUGCGACUUUUCCCCGUGUUUACUCGAGACGCGUCGCCGGAGACGAAUACACCUGCUGGCGUGCCCACUGCCCAACCUGUCGA